AUGGUAACAGAUGAUAAUGGCUUACCAGGUGAGGUGACAGAGGGGAACUCAUCGAUAGAAGUAGUGAAUCCUGCCACUAAAACCAAGUAUUCAGCACCUAAUGAAAAUAUUGACGAUGUAAAUAAAGCGUUGUCAGAAGAAUUUUUGGAGCCCUCUAAUAAGCUACCAUGGGACUUAUUAGACUUAAUGGACUCUUUACCUCAACUAGACAAAAAUGAUAUAUAUGAUGGACUAUUGAACAUCCCCAAUUCGAUUACCAGGACGACUUUUAGAAUGAAGCGAAGAGGUAUACAUGGAAAAAUAGAAGACUGCAAAGAGGAGUUGCGAUUGUCUGAUCUAGAUAAUGCUAAUUCAGGUAAUUCAAUGUCCAUGACGCGAAAAGUUUCUUCAAGAAAGGAUGCUUUGAGAGGUCAAACGAGCUUUUUGCCGUUUCAGCCAGGUGGAUUAGUGGAAAAUUCGAAGAUUAAAACUAAAGUUUCCGAUGAAACAAUCUACUUACAUAGAAAUGAACUAGGGCUAUUUGAUAUACCACAGGGUUUAUCUAGAGGAUUGAAGUUAUCGGGUCUGGUGUCUUCAGAUGAACAAUUGACUAACCUUGAGCAAGAAGAUGAUGACACUGAGCAAUCAAUAGAUAAUGAAAAUAUAUCAAAUCUCAUCAAUGCAGAUUCGACCCUGGAACAAAGACCAGUACCUUCAAGUAUCACAAAACAACCCUUUAAUACCGAAGAGAUAGAUGGCCUAGUUGACAUGGAUUUCUCUGCAAUGCGCAACAACUUUCAUCAAGGUAACGCACACAAACAGACUUGGGCACAUGUUGUAGAUUUAGAUCAUAAGUUGGAGAACUUCGAUGAGCUAGUGCCUCACAUGGCUCGGGAGUGGCCUUUUGAGUUGGAUACAUUUCAACAAGAAGCUGUUUAUCAUUUGGAGCAAGGUGAUUCAGUCUUCGUAGCUGCUCACACUUCAGCAGGAAAAACUGUAGUUGCAGAGUAUGCAAUUGCAAUGGCAAAUCGGAAUAUGACGAAAGCAAUUUACACAUCUCCAAUCAAAGCAUUAUCGAAUCAAAAGUUCAGGGAUUUCAAAGAAACUUUCAAGGAUAUAGAUGUUGGAUUAAUAACAGGUGACGUCCAAAUUAAUCCCGAUGCAAACUGUUUGAUUAUGACUACAGAAAUUUUGAGGUCAAUGCUUUAUAGGGGAUCGGACCUCAUUAGGGAUGUCGAAUUUGUGAUUUUUGAUGAGGUGCAUUAUGUGAAUGAUAUUGAUCGUGGUGUAGUUUGGGAAGAGGUAAUAAUCAUGUUGCCUGACCAUGUGAAGUAUGUUUUACUCUCAGCUACUGUGCCUAAUACUUUUGAAUUUGCAAACUGGGUUGGAAGGACAAAGCAGAAAGAUAUGUAUGUCAUAUCAACUCCAAAAAGGCCUGUCCCGUUGGAAAUAUUCAUAUGGGCCAAAAAUGACAUCUACAAAGUUAUCAAUUCUCAAAGACAAUUUGUUGAGUCUGAGUUCAAAAAGCAUAGAGAAGCAUUAGAAAAGAAACCUAAGACUGGUCCCCCUAACGUCGUUAUGGGUCCAGGUAGUCGCGGUGGACGAGGUGGUACAGCAAGAGGAGGAAACAGUAGAAUGGCUACUCGUGGUAGAGGAAAUUUUUUGAAUAAACCAACUGGAAAGUCGGGGUUUAUGAGAGAUGGACCCAACAAGAAUACUUGGAUCACUCUUAUGCAUUAUUUAAAGAAUCACAAUUUGCUACCGGCUGUUGUAUUUGUAUUUUCUAAAAAGAAAUGUGAGGAAUAUGCCGAUACACUUAAUAAUAUCGACUUUUGUACUGCUGCUCAAAAAUCAGAGAUACAUAUGUUUGUUGAUAGAGCUGUUGCUCGUUUAAAGAAGGAAGAUAGGGAGCUUCCGCAAAUCUUGAAGAUAAGGGAUUUAUUGAGUAGGGGUAUUGCAGUUCAUCAUGGGGGUUUAUUACCAAUUGUGAAGGAAUGUAUUGAAAUAUUGUUCUCGAAGUCAUUAGUCAAGGCUUUAUUUGCCACGGAGACGUUUGCAAUGGGUCUCAAUUUGCCAACAAGGACAGUGGUUUUUUCUUCGAUGAGAAAACAUGAUGGAAGAGAAUUCAGAAAUCUCCUUCCUGGUGAAUUUACUCAAAUGUCUGGUAGGGCAGGAAGAAGAGGUUUAGAUGCUACAGGAACUGUUAUUGUCAUGGCGUAUAAUGAUCCCAUAGCCCCAACAGACUUUAAACAAGUUACGUUGGGCACACCCACUAAAUUACUGUCUCAAUUCAGGCUCACGUACAACAUGAUAUUGAAUUUAUUACGAAUUGAGGCUCUUAGAGUUGAGGAAAUGAUAAAGCAUUCCUUCAGUGAGAAUUCUACGCAAGUUCUAUUACCUGAACAUCAAAAGACUGUUAAACACUUGAAGGAACAGCUAUCUCAGUUUAAUAUCGAGCCUUGCCUGGAAUGUGAUUUAAACGAUCUGUCGCAUACUUUUGAGUUACUUAGGAGAUACGAAAGGCUAUAUGGUGAUAUUUUUGAACAUAUUCAAGAGCUGUCAGCCAUUAGAAAUAGCUUGCUCAAAAUUGGAAGGCUACUUUGUUAUAAGGACAAUAGUGGGAGCUUGCAUGUUGGUUUCUUAAUUAGAUCAGAUCCAAACACAGAUUCAGUUCUUGUUUUAACUUUUGAUCAUGGAAAGGAGUACGAAGAUUAUACUAAUGCUUUUAAAUUACCCUAUAUACCAAUCCAAAAUUAUCUCUUGAACUUUUUCAAAAAGAUAAAAUUUAGUGGCUCCCUUAAAGUUGAUUCUAUUCCAUUUCAAAAUGUUAAUUUCAUUGCACGUUAUGCUAUGAAAGCUCAAAUCAAAGAUGUUCUUCAAAACUUGCCUCCAGCAGUCAAGGAAGCCUCUGAACAAAUUAAAAUUAUCCUUAGGCUUCAAAACAAAUGGGAAGAAGUUAAGUUUUCACAAGUUACUCAAUUGUCUUUGCACGAGCUUUUAGAAAAGAAAAAGCUUCUUAUUAAAGAUAUUGAGCAGCAGGAGUUUUGCUCAAACUUUAGAAAACAUUAUGCUGAGCUUUUAGAGCAAGAAAAUAUUAAGUCACAGAUUAAUUCCUUGCAGAGAUUGAUAUCUGAUGAAAACUUGGAGCUUUUGCCUGAUUACGAGCAGCGACUUGAUGUUUUGGAAUCAUUAGGAUUCGUAGAUCAAAACCAUAACGUUGUUUUGAAGGGCCGUGUAGCCUGCGAAAUUAAUUCAGGUUGGGAGCUUGUAAUAACAGAACUUGUUUUAGAUAAUUUCCUUGGAGACUUUGAACCCGAAGAAAUAGUUGCUUUGCUUUCGUGUUUUGUUUACGAAGGAAAGACUAACGAAGAAGAAGAUCAGCCCAUAAGCCCUCGUUUGGAAAAAGGAAAAGGAAAAAUAUUGGAAAUUAUGCAAAAGCUUUUGAAAGUUUUCAAUGAUAAGAAUGUAGUACUUCUGUCAGAAGAAGAAGAAUUUUUAGAAAGAAAAAGAUUUGCAUUAGUUAAUGUCGUAUAUGAAUGGGCUAGAGGACUAUCUUUCAAUGAAAUUAUGCAAAUCAGCGUGGAAGCUGAAGGAACGAUUGUCAGAGUUAUAACGCGGUUAGAUGAGAUUUGCCGUGAAGUUAAGAAUGCUGCAUUAAUAGUUGGUGACUCUGUGUUGCAUUCAAAGAUGAGUGAUGCACAAGAAAGAAUCAAAAGAGAUAUCGUAUUCUGUGCAUCCUUGUAUUUGUAG
Molecule: messenger RNA, 3729 nt
Organism: Priceomyces carsonii
Lineage: Eukaryota; Fungi; Ascomycota; Pichiomycetes; Serinales; Debaryomycetaceae
Gene: SKI2
Product: SKI complex RNA helicase subunit
Exons: 1
Coding region: 1-3729 (1242 amino acids)
Biological process (GO): nuclear-transcribed mRNA catabolic process, 3'-5' exonucleolytic nonsense-mediated decay
Cellular component (GO): Ski complex
Molecular function (GO): ATP binding; RNA helicase activity; RNA binding
Source: RefSeq, a predicted model, not a curated record